AUGACCGCCAUUUACGUCUGUAGCGGCACUUUUUUUCUUGACGACGGCUGCGCCGGCGUCCAUGGGAAAACGCGGCUGCUGCUGCUGCGCGAGGGCGACGCGGCCCCCGCGCGGACGUUGGACGCGCCAAGCGACGCCGCCGAUGCGCUCACUCUGGCGUGGGCUAUUGCACACGACCAGAUGACGCUGUGCCCCCCGGCGCGGGAUGCCUUUCCCGUGGCUGCGUUGUGUACUCCGGCGCUUGACGCCCUGGGGGCGAAGCGGCGCUGGCGACGACAUCGGGUAGGCGACGCACACCGGCCGCCUGCGAUGCCGUCUUGGCUGGUGACAGCGGUUGACGUGCGAGACCUGCCUGUGCUGUUGCCGGUGACGGCCAACAGGACUGUGACGACGUCACGCGUUUUCGCCUCCGCGGGGUUUGUUCCUCCGAACAUUCCUGUGCUGGCGUAUUUGGCUGCGCGGAGGCGACGCCGCUGCCCUCCCCGCAGCUCGCCCGCUGCGUUGAAAGAGAAGCGGCAGCAACAGCAACAGCAACAGCAACAGCAGGAGGAGGAUGAGGAUGAGGAUGAUGACGGCGUAGCGGGGGCGAAGUUCGGCGCUCGUUUUCCGCUCGUUUCUGUGCGUGCCACUCCCACCACCCCGCGACAACUUUGCUCCCGCUACGCCCUGCACAUUGAGCCCAUGUGGUGCGUGGAGCCGCAGGAGUGGGUGGACCACCGCCGACCGCUGCAGCUCACGCUGUGGCAGGUGCUCUCGUAUGCCGAGCGGCUCAGCUGCGCGCUGGGCACGCUGCGCCUGGACGCCGUUCUUAGAGACGCCUUUGCCCACCUUCCCACUGGAGUUCGCGGCGACCCUGCGGAGGAGCUUGUGACGGAGUGGUGGCCGCUUGCUGGAGGGGAGUUGCCGCCGCAGGACGCGGGGAGCGUUCGCCUGCGGUGCCGCCCCGUGCCGCACGCACCGAGUGGGGCGAGCGUGGGCUUCUGCCAGGUGCCCGUUUGCGUGGAGCUGCUGCAGAUCACCGCACACUCCUUCAGGGGCGGCCGACCCUCGAAGCCUGGGGGCCGGCUGGGGCUGGUGCUGUCCCCCGCAGGCAACACCCGUUUCGCCUCCUGCAGCACCACAUGCUUGCUGCCUGGCGGGGACGACCAUCCCCCCUAG
Messenger RNA from Trypanosoma conorhini, 1158 nucleotides. RefSeq lists its product as uncharacterized. The coding region runs from base 1 to 1158 and encodes 385 amino acids. The record is from RefSeq and is a predicted model, not a curated record. The transcript has a single exon. NCBI's taxonomy places the organism in Eukaryota, Euglenozoa, Kinetoplastea, Trypanosomatida, Trypanosomatidae.